This is a messenger RNA of Microdochium trichocladiopsis, 1135 nucleotides long. RefSeq names its product calmodulin. Bases 227 to 889 code for a protein of 220 amino acids. The transcript is spliced from 3 exons. The record is from RefSeq and is a predicted model, not a curated record. Lineage: Eukaryota; Fungi; Ascomycota; Sordariomycetes; Xylariales; Microdochiaceae.
CAUUGGUUCCUGGCUCCUACCUAGAGCUUCAACACUUUAAUACACCUUCGAUCGUGGACUGGGAUGCCAAGACGAGGUGCCAUCGCUUGCUCCACGUGACACAUUGGAAGUUGGGCUCUUGCAAUCUUGGCAAGACCCGGCCAGGUCUACUCGGGUUAUCGGUCUAGAGGAAGGACGAGAGGCCAGGUGCAUCAACACUGGGCUCAAAGACGCAGAGUCGUUUCGAAUGCCUCCAAAGCGCAGGGCCGCAGGCGGCGGCGGCGGCGCCGCCGCUGCUUCAGCUGCGUCUGCAACGUCGCUCCCCAAAGAGCGCCAGUCGAAGCUCGCCAAGGAGCACAACAUCUCGGCCCGGCAGGAGCGCGAGAUCAAGGAGGCGUUUGCCCUCUUCGCGGAGCCCAUGGACGGCGAGAAGGAGGGCGUCAUCCCGAUCGACGACGUGCGGCGUGCCAUGGUAGCUCUCGGCGUCCCGCCUACGAAGCCAGAACUCAAAGAAUUCCGCGAGAUCCUGGACCCCGAGGAGGAAGGCUACGCCUCGUACGAGCCGUUCCUCGCCAUCUGCGCGCUCAAGCUGCACGCCAAGGAGGACGACUUUGAAGGGCCCGAGUCCGAUGCGCACAGGCAGGAAGUCGACGAGGCGUUCCGGCUCUUCACCAGCCCCAACAACAGCAGCAGCAGUGGCGGCGGCGGUGGCGGCGGGCAUGAGCAGCAGCAGCAGCCGAUCCUCACACUUGCGCACCUUAAGCGAGUGGCCAUGACCCUCAAGCAGGACGUCGACGAGGCGCUGCUCAAAGACAUGAUCCUCGAGGCCAACUCUGGUGCCGGCGUGGGCAAGGGUGUCCGGAGGGACGAGUUUGAGGAGGUGAUGCGGCGCGCCGGGGCGUGGAAGUGAACAAAGCCAUGUCCCGUAAUAUGGGACAUUUCGUCGCGAGAAAGAUGGCUCAAAGUCAACAUGCUGUGGGUCGGGCUGGAUGAGUCUCAUUGUCUACUUGGACAGCCUGGUUGGCUAUGCCGCGGGUCUUGCGAUUAAUGAGGACACACGUAUGGCUCGUCACGGUACAGGGACAUUCUAGGAGCCUGGCCGGACAGGACAAAUGCAUCGUUUCACGCUACCCUACUUCUGGAUGGGUCCACGAUU